GAUAAGAAUAAAAAAUGAAUUUUAAUAUCUGGAAUAUCAAAGAGAUGUUCAGUACUCCCACAGCCUCAAAGACUAAUAAAUCAUCCAGUCGGAGCAGUGCUCCUAGUGAUUAUUCCAGCCUCAGUGACUCUCAGUUCCUCUUUGGUUCCCAGUUCUGUCCAGAGAACUCACAGUCAGCACCAGUGCCCCUGGAAUGCAGUGCACAGUCAAGACAACAAAAAAGCUCCCAGCAGAACUCUCAGGAUAGCGAGCUGAGUAUUUUUACGAAGUACCAGACAAAACCUCAGUUGUUUGGUGGCGAUGAAAAGGAAAAGAGUUCAUUUAAUUUUGGUGUUGGAAAGCUCAAGAAUGUCUUGGAGCAGUUUGAAGUGAAUAAGAAAAAAAUAAAGGACAAACAUGACAGUGAAGUUUUAAGCACCUUUAUUUCCAGUGUCAAAGAAAGCAUUCAGGGGUUGCAAAUAUGCUUGAACAAGUUUGAAGGAAGUUUGGAUUCAAGAAAUAAAUCCAUUUUGGAUGGCUUGGAAGCCAUUUCUAAGACCUUGCAAGAGACUGCUCAGUCCCGCUAUGAAUCAGUGCUGAAUGCUCUAACAGACAAAAGCCAACCUGAGCAGAUAUUACUGGAGAUGGAGAGGAGACUUGCAGCUAAAGAUAUGGAGAUUUUAGAUGUGAAAUCCAACUUGCAGUUACUGAAGGAGAGUGUGGAACUACUGACAUCUCAGCAGAAUAAGCAACAUCAGAAGCUAUGUGAACAGUUAAAUCACCUACCAUUUCCCAACAUUUUAGCUGAACUGCAGACAUUCAUUUCCACUUCCAGAUCUCCCAGCUGCAUAAAGGAUAAUGCAUCCCAGACGUCUCCAGAUAUAUUACAGGACCUCUAUCUCACCAGUCAAGAAAAAGCAUGCUGUCAGUGCUAUCAGAGUAUGAGGGUUUGCAGAACGAGUUCCUUUCAGACUCAGCCGCACACCAUGACAAUGGCAAAUAGACAUGGAAAUUCCCAAAUGAGGAAUCACAUAGCUAAAGAUGAUGCAAACAGGACUGAUUUAAACACAGUUGCUGGAAGGGAGGUCAGUCUCACUACUACAGCUUUACAAGGCAAAGAAAACAUGACUAUACAAGAGACGAAGUCUGGUUUAGAAAAGCAACCUUCUGCUAACAAUCCACCUUGUGCCUGCUGCUCCAACACUGACGUUUUUGGGGAUAGUCAUGAGAAACAUCAGCUGCUUACUCAAGAAAUAUCUCAAGCCACACCGCUGAGGAUGGUAAUCAGGAAAGACUCUAAGGGAAUCAAAACUAUGACUCCUUCACAACAAAAUCAGAGCCAACUUUGCCAACCUCCUGCACAAAACAAUAUGGCUGGAAGAGACAAAGACUUUGCCACAGACAACGUGAUGCAUAUCACAGUUGUAGGAAACAGACUAAAAAAAGAAAAGUCCAAAAAACUCCGCCGGAGUAAAUUAACAGUGAGGAAAAGAAUCUACGUUGCUAAGAAAAAAGGAGACCUUUCCAAGUGUCCUGACAGUGGUCUGAAUCAAAAAAUGACCAGCAGGUGGAUGGAGUUGGAGGAUUCCAGAAAAAAUUACUCUCCCACAGAUACAGUUACACUUCAUUCAGAGAACUCAGGCCCAGGGUCUUCAGCUCCCAGUCACCAAAAGCUAAGCAGGGCCCAAAACAGGAAGAAAGAAAACUCCUUGCCAGUGCUUCACUCCCAUGAAAACCUGGAACGGCUUGCAGCCAAGAGGAAGGGAAUAUUGGAAAGUAAGAGGAGAGUGGAUAUUUGCACUACCAAAGGGACUCUCUGUUUCUGGGAUUGCUCUCCCAGGGAGACUGACAUAAAGGAUGAAAAACAGAUGAGCUGGUUCACUCUCCCAAGCACCAUGGCUUCUAAUAAGUCAUGUCUUUCUUUCGCCCCUGUCCAGCAUAAGAAUCCAACAUUUUGCUCCUUAGUUUUUGAUAGUGAUUAUUCUGAUUGACAUUUUCAGUUUGAUUUUCCUGAUGUAUAACAGAAGUGUGGCUGGUUCAAUCUGUUUUUUUCCUUUAGGUCUGUUGGCUUUUUAAUUUCUCAGGUCUGUCACGCUUUAGACAUGGCACAUAACUGAGCAUGUGGCACCUUGGAGCCGUGUAUGGAGGGAUAAGGCUUUUUCAUACACAAGGCACCCCCCUCUGGCAAUAUACAAGAUGUACUCAGACCUAAACUACAUUGACGUGUCAUUGGCAAGCUUUGGGUAUUGUAAAUGAGAAUAUAUUGCUAUAUUCUGUCCAGGGGCAAGGAUUCCCAUUCACCUGGGAAAGCUGUUGUGCUCCUUAUUAUUUUUAUAUUUUGGUGUCUCCCUGCUCUUAGCAGAAAUGCCAUUGUUCUCUAAUUGUUGUCAUCUUUGCUUAGCAGAAGAGGCUCUGUGAUGCUUGCCUAAAUUUCUACUAGCGCGAACCCUGCUAGCAGGCUAUGGGGCACAGAAACACAGCUGAGUCUGUUGUUACUGUAUCUGGAAGUGGAAUCUAUUUAAAACUUUUUAAGACAUGUCUGUGGCCUAGGACUUUCAUUCCAGUUUUUCAUUCUUUCUCUUUAGAGUGGUUCAGAUGGCUAAGGACUGAAUCCUGGUCCCACUGAAAUGAAUGGGAAUUCUUAUGAUUGACUUCACACAAUUAAGAUUAGCCCCAGAUCUUUUGCCCUAUUCUGGGUAAAAGUACCUUUUGUGUGAAAAAAAAAAACCCUAAUAUCUUGUUGCGUUCACCAAAUACAGCAUUUCUUCUCCUUCCGGGCUUAUUUCUCUGGUCACUUUCUUCAAUUUCAGCCUCUUUUUUUUUUCUCAUCUGCAUCUCUUAGCUAAUCAGGAAUUUGGUCUUGUGUGUUUCUAGUGUAUUAGGGCCUCAAAGAAAAGCCUAGAAAGGUGGCACUCAUAAAACAAAAUGCCCAGAAAGACCCUUGGUUCUGUCUGUUUUUGUUUAAAAGACUGAAGUAUUUCUGGUUAACAGUGAUUUCAAAUUAAUAGGUUUUAAGGUCAGAAGGGACCAUUAGAACCACCAGUUCUGAGCUCCAGCAUGACACAGGCCAUAGAACUCCACCCGGGGAAUCCUGCCUCAGCUCCUAGGGUGAUGGGACUCCUCCAGCAGCUCCUUUAGAAAGGCGUCCAGCCUCGAGUUUAAGUUUUGAUCACUUCAGAUAAUUUUAUUCUAUUUGAUUUCAGAAUCAGGUUUGCUCUGACAAAUGAAACACUUCAAUAUAUCAGAAAGAGAUCUGCUGUCAUGAAUAUAAACGGCCUCAUUUUGUCAUUCCAA
Molecule: messenger RNA, 3273 nt
Organism: Chelonoidis abingdonii (Abingdon island giant tortoise)
Lineage: Eukaryota; Metazoa; Chordata; Testudines; Testudinidae
Gene: IHO1
Product: interactor of HORMAD1 1
Biological process (GO): meiotic DNA double-strand break formation; DNA recombination; homologous chromosome pairing at meiosis
Cellular component (GO): condensed nuclear chromosome
Source: RefSeq, a predicted model, not a curated record